ACAUGAAUCCAGGUGCCUCAUCAAAGUCCAGCUAUUGAAAGAGGAGGUAGCAGCCCCUGGGGGAAAAAGGGCUGGGGAGAGGGAGGAGGGGGGAGGCGGCGGAGAAGGAGAAGGAGAGGAUCAGCAAACGCAAGCAGGAAAAGGGGGCGGGGAUGAUCGAGGAGGAGGGGAGGGAGGAGACCGAGGAGGAGGAGAUGAUCACCUCGCUGCAGGAGUAGAAGGGGGAGGAGGAGGAGGAGAAAGGGGAGGAGGAGGAGGAGGAAGAGAAGGGGGAAGCGGGAAGGAAGGGAGGAGGAAGAGAAAGGGGGAGGAGAGGGCCGACAGGAACACCGACUACUGUAGGGGGAGGGAGAGCGAUGGGAGCAGGGAAAGAGAAGUGGGCAAGGAGUGAGAGAUGGCUGCAUAAGGAAGUGCUUACAAGCCACGUCACAACGUUAUGCAUGAACCUGUGUUUGCAUGUGAUUGCUCAUUUUCAUGUGUGUUUCUAUCCCUAUCUCUAUGUCUGUGUACCUGUAACGCUGCAUGUUUGUUUGUGUGUGUCUACCGGGCAGUGGCUUUUGUUUUUUUUUUCCAGUGGUUAUUUGAAUAUAGCUUCAUAGCUUCAAUAUUUUUUUUGCUUUCGACUGACUUUUUCCUUUUUU
Messenger RNA from Chara braunii, 641 nucleotides. The record is from the annotation of a GenBank genome assembly. NCBI's taxonomy places the organism in Eukaryota, Viridiplantae, Streptophyta, Charophyceae, Charales, Characeae.